UAGAAUAUUUUUAACGGUUGAAACUGAAAACUUCGAAGUGAGAUUUUUAUUAAUUUAGUAGUAAUUUAUAGUUUUAACGAUGUCCACGUUAUCAGCAUUAGCUAAGUUUGAUGACUUGAUGAGAUGCCAAAAGGAACUGAGUGGAGGUGGUGCUGAAGAAAAGUUCCUGAUAUAUCUCCAUCAAUUUGAAUUAAUUAAGCAUGAUUAUCAGCGAAUGGUUGAUGAAGCACAAGACAUUCAGGGGAAAUUAGAUUUACAGACCCAACAAACAAUCUCAAUUGAACGAAAAUUAAAUUAUGCUCGUAAAAUGCUUGAAACGGAAAGAAAAGCAAGGCGAGAUGCCGAAAAUGAGAAGGUACAACUUGAAACAAAACUCGAUUCGUUGAGAACAUUGUUGAUUAACGAUAAUACGAUGAAAGAUGAGACACGAAAACACUUACAAGUAUUAAGUACAUUUGCUAAAAAGCGUAAAUCAAAUCAUCAAAUUGACGAGGAAGAAUUUAAUGACAUUAACUCAACUGGAUCUUUCCUGUCCGACUUAUCACUCACUCAAUCUGGUGAUGAUAUUCUUGAUCCAAAACCUAUUGCACACGGUCCACAAAAAUGGAAGAAACAUCGUCCUUCACUUAAUAACAGUAACAUCCUUAAUGUCAGCAAUAAGAAUCGUUUGAGUAGCGAUAAACGUCGCAGCACUAGGCUGAGCAUAAUGGAUUUUGGACCUAAUGAUAAAAUUGUAACGCAAACUAAAUUGACAAUUCCUGCAAAUAAAUAUGCACCGAUUAUUGCUGAGGCAUCAAUUGAACCAGUUCCAAUGACAUCAUCUGAUGAAGAUUUUAAGCAGUAUUAUGGAUCAACACCACAACCUAAGAAUAUCAUCCAGAAAGAAGAAUUUAAGACACCAAUGAAGACGCCAACGCCCAUAAUUCAUAAUUUACCAAAACAAAAAUACUUUACCCCAACAGCACCAACUUUACAUGAGAUUAAUAAUCUUCAUGAGGAACUUUAUGCUACGGUUAAGAAGAAGACAGCAACAAUUAGCGGAAAACCACAUCAUUUUUCAUCCAAGACAUUCCUUAAACCUGAAUCAUGUGGAUUUUGCUCGAAGAAAAUUCGAUUUGGUUCUGUUGCUUUAAAAUGCUCUGAAUGUCGAACAUGCAUUCAUCAAGAUUGUCGCGAAAAGUUUACCAUUGCAUGCUUACCACAAAAUACAACACCAAAUGCUGUAAAGACACCGAGAUUCUUAGGAACAAUCUCUGAAUAUAGUCCAAGUAUUGCUCCUAUGGUUCCCGCAUUAAUUGUACAUUGUGUUAAUGAGAUUGAAACGAGAGGAUUAAAUGAAGCUGGUCUAUAUCGUGUUAGUGGAAGUGAUCGUGAUGUUAAGGCUUUAAAGGAACGAUUCUUGAAGAAUAAUGGCAUCCCUAAUUUACAAGAGAUUGAUGUUCAUGUACUCUGUGGUUGUGUUAAAGACUUUUUACGUUCUCUAAGUGAGCCAUUAAUUCCUUUAGCUUUAUGGACUACAUUCUCGAAUGCAGCACAAACAAUUCCAACUGAUGAUGACGAAAAUGUCAAUAAGGAUGUUUAUCGUGCUGUCGAAAGACUCCCACAACCUAAUCGUGACACAUUAGCCUUCCUUAUUCUCCACUUCCAGCGAAUUGCUGAAUAUCCUGAAGUCAAAAUGCCUUUAACGAACUUUGCUAAAAUUUUUGGACCUACAAUUGUUGGAUAUUCAUCAGUCAAUCCAGAUCAGCAUACAGUUUUUGCUGAAACUCAAAUUCAAUAUUCUGUCAUGUUUAGCCUGCUCAGCAUACCUACUGAAUAUUGGAGUAAAUUCAUAGUUCUCGAUCAGUUCACAGCACAAGAACAGAAAAAGGCAAUCGAUAAUUAUGGCAGUAAAUUCUAUUCAGAUGAUUUUGUAGGCACACCAUCAUUUAAGUUUACGCGCAAAGAUCGCAAAUUCUACAAUACACCGCCAUACUCGGCAAACUCAAAGAAGAAGAAGUAAAAGCUGAGCUGGUUUUAUUUUAACAUGUACGCUUUUUAUUAAGGUUGGCACAUAAGCUAAGGCACUUACUUAUAACACUUAUUUCUUUUUUUAAUUUUCAUUACUUAAAAAUCUUUAUAAAAUUUCUGAAUGACUUAAAAUAUGUAUCAGUUGUAACCUUGACUUACUUAAGAGCAUAACAUACAAAACAUUGAUGUAUUAAUUGUUUACUUAUAAAGAUGUACCGAAUAAAGAUUUCUCUUGGAUCAUUAACAUAAUCUUCAUGUUUAAACUUUAUGAUGAUAAAUAAUCAAGAGUAUUGUCAUAGUUUCAGCACUUCCAGUUGUCAAACUUAUUGAUCCUCGAUCAUUUUCAUUCGAAUCUGCAUGUCCGACAUGAUUUGUUCCAACAAGUUUAGACGUGACAUUAUGUCUCCAUUUCCAUCCUUUUGUUCUUCUAUUGCUUUGAUUUUAUUUUGGAGUUCUGCACAGUGAUUUUUGAGGUGAAAUAUUUCCUUUUUGAGUGACAUAAUUUCAAGCUUGGAUUCAUCAAUUUCACAUCCAUCGACUGUCUUUUGACAUUUUUUCAGAAUUUCCUCAAGCAAUUCAUUCAGUUGUUCUUUAUUUCCACUCAAAUAAUUUUUGUCAAUGCAAGUAUUUUCGCAGAAAUUGGCAUCACUCAGGUUCUUUAAAGGCUUGAAAACGUCACUGCUAAUGAACUUUAAUUUAUUUUUAUGCAAGCUAAGAAACUUUAGUCCUUGACAGUUUUCAAAGACAUCUGCAUCUAGUGACACUAUAUUAUUCUCAGGCAACCACAAACCUUUCAAAUGUUCCAAUCCAAAAAGAUCCCGUUUAGUCAAGCUUGUUAAUCCACAUCUACGAAUCUGUAGAUAUAUCAAAUUUGGAAAGACCUUAGUCAGUCCGAAAGGGAUUUUUUUCAAAUUUUUAAUGUUGUCAAUCAUUAAGCCACGAACAUCCAAGUUGGUCAUUAGUUCCUGAUGAUUGCCAAUUAUUUCAAUCGAGUUUAAUGCUGGACUAUAUAUUAUAUUCUUCACUCUACAAGUAUAUCCAGACUCGUUCUUUCCAUGGCUAUGAAAUGUGAAGUUUUGAAUUUGAAAUUGACAUUCAAGUUCCAUCGCUAAUCUACUGGAU
Messenger RNA from Chironomus riparius, 3132 nucleotides. The record is from the annotation of a GenBank genome assembly. Lineage: Eukaryota; Metazoa; Arthropoda; Insecta; Diptera; Chironomidae.